UUCCUGUGGUAUCUCCCGCGCCCGUUGCGGCACGUCAAGAUGGCGACCUCCAGUGAAGAAGAAGCGAAACUAAUAAAAGCAAUAGAAGUUACUCUAGAACCCGCUGUCCCGGCUCAGCUACGGACAGAGGCUUACGAAUUUAUUGAAAAUUUCAAGAACAACUUAGAACGAUGUCUUACCACCGGAUUUCGCCUGUUCAGUAAGGAGAACUCUGCAAUGGUGCGGCACAUUGGGCUACAGUUGAUGGAACAUAGUGUCAAGUUCAACUGGGGCUCCAUGCAGCAGAAUGACUGUGCUGUGUUUAAGCAGAGAGUGAUGUCUCUUCUUGUCAAUGGUACCAAACCGAUGUCAGAGGAACCUUAUCAUCUCAAAGAAUCUCUUGCUCGUCUGGUGGCGGAGGUUGCAAAGAGGGAGUGGCCGCAGAGCUGGGAAAAUUUCUUGUCUGACCUGAACGGCAUGUGCCCAUUAGGGAAAACACAGCAAGAGCUUGUGUUGAUGGUGCUGCUACGGCUAGCUGAGGAUGUAAUUGGCAUGGAUGUCAACCUGCAGAACCAGAGGAAGAGGGAGAUGAUGCUGGCACUUAACACACACAGCGAGGGAAUCUUUAAAUUCUUUCUCAACAUGCUCACAUACAACUCCAAGAUGCUCAACCAGAUGAGAGAAAACCCUGCUCUUCUUCAGGAGAUGGCAGAGUGUAAGCGUAUAGCUGAGCAGACUCUGGCUACCAUGCAUGGUUACCUGGAAUGGGUCAAGCCCCAGGUCCUAUUUCAGGGAGAUUGUGUUCUAUUCCAUACCUUGUACAAUCUCCUAGCUGAUGAAGACCUCAAGUUGCCAGCUUGUGAGUGCCUUCUCAUUAUUGUCAAUCGAAAGGCAGGAAAGGGCCCUGAAAGACAGAUAUUUCUGGAGGAGUACUCCCGCUUCUUCUGUGAUGAUGCAAUCCAAGUUAUGUUAUCAACAGCCAGGAAGGCAGCUAGUAUUGAAUUUGACGAGAAGCAGUACCUUUUUCUAAAGAGACUUUGUCAAGUAUUGACAUCACUUGGCCUGGUACAGCUUCCACAGAUAUGGAAUCAGGAGAAACCAGAUGGAAAGCCAAAGAACUUUAACCACUUUAUUGAAAUCCUGCUGGCCUUCAGUCAACACGAAAGUCUAGCAAUAGCACACCUUACCUUUCAUCUAUGGUUGAAAUUUCUAAACAGUGAAGUUAUGGUGAAGGAUGAAAAUAUCCAAUCAAGCAUGCUGCACCUCCUGGAAUUAGCCAAGACAAAGACACUCAGGGCUGGGAAGACAGAGUCUUCUGAUAUUCCUGGUGGAAUAUUCAACCAAGAGGAUUUCAACAGUGAAAAAGAAUUCAACUCUAUAUUCAGUGGGGUCCGUUCACAGAUAAUGGACAUCCUUCGACAGAUCACCCUUCACUUCCCUGUGGAAGCUUUUAUGCGUCCAGCAGAAUGGUUACUGCAGAACAUUGAGAAGACCAAGCUGCAUGGACUAACUGGCCAAAGCAAGUUAAUAGACCAGCUCAUUGUUCAGUGGGAUGGGGUAUGGUGCUACAUGGAUGCCGUGAUGACCACGCUGUUCAAAGUGGAUAAUAUCAAUGAAAUACUGUGCAAGGAGAUCCCAUUCCGUGGUGAGAGUGGCAACACUAUAAAGUUUCUUGAUCUUGGCAGAUUCUGCAUUGAGAGCCUUAUACAGGUGGAUCCAACGAACUGUAAAAGCCCGCACAUUCUUGCAGAUGCAGUGGAAAUGAUGAAGUCUUUGAUGCCAUUUCUGGCCCAUGCCCAAGACCUCAUUUUAAAUGUUCUGACCUAUAUUUUACAGUUCAUCACAUUUAAUACAACUGGGGAUCCAAAGCCUCCAUGGUCAUCGGACGUCUUGCACACAAGACGCAUUGCAAGUUCAGCCGUACUGUGCAUGUGCAAGUCUUAUGGUCAUCUUCUUGUGUCGCUGUUUGCUGAGCUGAAGUCCUACGUAUACUCGCUUUUUGACAGUGAUGUGAUCACAGUGCAAGACAGGUCCAAUCUCACUGAGGCUAUUGUCAUUGCUAGUAAUCACAUUACAGAUACCAACACAAGAAAUCAGUUUCUAGAGGAAUUGAUGAUGCCAUUCAAGACGUUAAUCACAACAGAAAAGUUCAGAAGUCUGGGUGGGUCAGCUGAGGUACUUGUAGUUUACCUUGGGAUGAACCAGGAUCCCAGCACAUAUUCACUGUCAGAUGAGAUACGUCAGAGACGAUUUGAGUUAAUGGUAGGCUUGGUCACUACUCUGGCUGUAACAAGACAAGCUAAAGCAUUUGACUCAGUGCAGGCCUGUGACAGUGCUAAGGGUUGCACUGGGUUCAUGCCUGGUGACCCUGUCACUGAUGCGGCAGCUAACCCCGCCCAGUCUCAUCUUCUCCAAGGCCUGCCAUACUUGCUCCUGCUCACCCAGUCCAUAAAUGAGAUGUAUGGACCAGCAGGAAAGGCUGCAAUGCACCCUGGGUACCUUCCUGCUAUGGGUCUUCAUGAAACUGAGAGGUGUGCCAUAUUUGUUCUUGAGUCUCAAGAAGACAGCUCUCGGUCCACUCUCCCAGAGGAUGAUGCUACCUCCAAAACAAAGACCUUCAUCUUCUACCUUACAGAGAACAUCUAUAACAUCCUAGGUCGCAUAGGAGUACUGCAGCUCUACUCCCAGCCAAGCCUAGCAGAGUAUAUCAUACAACAUGUGAUCAACACCCUAUAUCACGUGCCCAACUACCGCCUCAGGCUAAUCAUGAGACAUUUCCUGCGUGCAUAUAUCAUAAACUGUCCUGCAGAGUACUACCAACUCGCCAUUGUACCUAUUCUUGUGCACUUCAUCCGAUACAUGCUCACGUACCUUGACAGCGAAUGGCAGAAAGUCAAAGCAAGACAAAAUGAGAGCGCACCGACAGGAAAUGAUCAAGAUACAGAAUCCAUGGAGGUGAUAGAGGACCAGCUUGUCCACAUGAUCACCAAGGAUUACAUGGACCUGUUCACACUUGCGCUUACUAAACGUGUCAAGGACACUUCAGGUGCAUCUGCGCCAGUUCCAACAAGUGGGGAGGACGACACGGAGAUGGAGCAGGAUGACGAGGGGAAGCCGCAGAAAGUCUCAACCGAAGAUGCUGUUCUCGGACCCCUUGGUGAUGACUUGCUUGAAAACCAGUUUGUUAGCGAGCACGUGCUGUACACCGUGUUCAGUGCGAUCACGUGGUUAGACUCUACCGCGUGCAACAAAGCUUGCAGGCUCGUCGUCCCGGUGGUCACUAAGAUUAUGGCCUUGACGGAGGCUAAAAACUCCCCGAUCGCCCAACCAGUUAUUGAACAGCUCUUCUUGCAAAUCAUCAGGGCUCUGCAGGUUCAGGGAAGUGGUGAGACCAACUUAAUCCGCAUAGGGGCCGCACUCUACACCAUACUGCAACCAAAAUACCCAACAGUAGCACAGGUUUUACAGCAAGCUACGGGUUCUCCACCGCAACUAGUACAGCAAUUCCAUGAUUCUAUAUUUAGUGAUAAGAAAUUGGGUACCAAAAAACAGAGGGAUCUGUUCAAGAAAGUUGUUGAACCUAUUAUUGGGAAACAUAUUGGGCAGAUGUUCAAAAAUGAGAUCAAAAUCAAAGACCUGCCUUCUAUCCCAGUUCCACCCAAAUCAGUACCGCUCAGCUUAGGCGAACUAGACGGUGCCAUGGGCCUUACUGAUCUGUUUGACCCCAAGAAAUCACAAGACAUUUUAUGAGGGUCUUUACUGAUCUGUUUGACCCCAAGAAAUCACAAGACAUUUUAUGAGGGUCUGUACUGAUCUGUUUGACCCCAAGAAAUCACAACACAUAUUAUGAGGGUCUUUACUGAUCUGUUUGACCCCAAGAAAUUACAACACAUAUUAUGAGGGUCUUUACUGAUCUGUUUGAUCCCAAGAAAUCACAAGACAUUUUAUGAGGGUCUGUACUGAUCUGUUUGACCCCAAGAAAUCACAACACAUAUUAUGAGGGUCUGUACUGAUCUGUUUGAUCCCAAGAAAUCACAAGUAUUUUAUAAGGGGUUACUUCUUACUGAUCUCUUUGGCCUUAUUAAGUCACAAGACAUUUUAUGAGGGUAUGUCACAUUACUUAUUAACUACUUAUUGUACUGAUCUGUUUGAUCCCAAGAAAUCACAAGUAUUUUAUAAGGGGUUACUUCUUACUGAUCUCUUUGGCCUUAUUAAGUCACAAGACAUUUUAUGAGGGUAUGUCACAUUACUUAUUAACCACAUAUUCCCCUCCCCCCACCCCUAUGGAAUAGUAAGUAGGUACACCCCUAUGGAAUAGUAAGUAGGUACACCCCUAUGGAAUAGUAAGUAGGUACACCCCUAUGGAAUAGUAAGUAGGUACACCCCUAUGGAAUAGUAAGUAGGUACACCCCUAUGGAAUAGUAAGUAGGUACACCCCUAUGGAAUAGUAAGUAGGUACUUAUACCAACUAGUAUUUCAGGUAAUCAUUUUUUUCUCUAGAUACACACCUAUUAGCAGUGUGAAACCAGGGUUUUACAGAAUCUAUAUCACUUAAGUACUCUUACAUCAGCAAUCUCCUUUGUAAAAGUAAAAAAAAAAGUGAGUUAAAGAGUCCUUGUCGGACACACUUGUUAUUAUUUUUAUACAGCAUUCAAAGGCAAAUGUGUUAAAAUUUCAAAAUACCAUAAUUGGGUAUUCCUUUGUGUUAAAGAGAGCUUUGUUUUUGGUUCUCAAGGCCUUUUUACUAACUAUAUUUCAUUGCUUCGUUCUUAGGUUUCAAAUAAUCAUCUAAAAACAAAGUUUUAUACCUCAUCUAACAAAUGUUAUCAACAAUAUCAUGACAACUUUUGCAAAUCAUCCGACGAAAAUGGAUGCUUUUUGCUAGGAUGACAAAAUGGUGGGUGAUAGACUCUUAAGUAAGGAAGACAAGGGGGCGAGAAUGUGCACUGUAACAAACAAUGGCUCUAAUCUAUAGGUACAAGACACAAACAAGCUUUUUUUUAGUUGAUGAUUUUAUAAUAUUUGUAAGCAAUUUAUUGGGCUGUUGGUAAAAAUCAUUGUUGAAAAUAAAUAUAAAAUACUGGAUAAAUAAAUGCCAGGAGUAUGCUA
This is a messenger RNA of Nematostella vectensis (starlet sea anemone), 5088 nucleotides long. Its product is annotated as exportin-5. The record is from RefSeq and is a predicted model, not a curated record. The coding region runs from base 40 to 3729 and encodes 1229 amino acids. Gene Ontology annotation, biological process: RNA export from nucleus; protein export from nucleus. Lineage: Eukaryota; Metazoa; Cnidaria; Anthozoa; Actiniaria; Edwardsiidae. Gene Ontology annotation, cellular component: cytoplasm; RNA nuclear export complex; nucleus. The transcript has 38 exons. Gene Ontology annotation, molecular function: nuclear export signal receptor activity; RNA binding.